GCGGCAACGAGGCCGCUCGGGGUUUCGAUUAAUCGAUAAGACAGUUGCCGGCGGCUGUGUUGCUCGUUUCCUUAUCAUUGGCCUAGUUCGGGGUCAGGCUACCGAGGGCGCUGCACGCGCGGAGGCCGUUUCCUCGCCUCCUUCCGCCGGUCGCGUUCAAGUCGAAUUCAACAUUGACCGUCGUCGGACGGGCCUCGUCGCCGGGGCGAAACUGUUUCGCGUGCACGCGUCGUCGGUGACGGGAAAUGACGGGCGAAGGCCCGCGCGUAUCUCCCGUGUGCUGGCGCGUAUUCGUGACGCGCGUUACGUGAACGUCCUGCGCCCGGGACACGGCUGUUCGUCGUACGUGCUAGCAUGAGCAUUUCUCAGGACAGCGCGGCCACGAUCGUGUGCAGGGAGGUAUUCGACGAGACGUCCCAUCCGUCGAACGAAGAGGUGCUCGACUACGCGAGACGGCUGGGAAUCGACCCCGAUGCGGAACCGCACCUUCUGGAGUUGGCCCGCGAGGGCCUCAUGGCGGCGCUGCCCAAGGGUUGGCUGCCGUGCUAUCACGAGCUCAGCCAUGCCUGGUAUUAUUACCAGGCUUCCACCAAAACCACCACCUGGGAACACCCCCUGGAUGCCGUUUACAAGGAGCUGGUCGAGCAGGCCAGGGCCGGGAACACCAGGCAAAUGAGCGUCGAGGAGGACUCGAAAACGACAGCCAAGGAUCUCGAGUCGUCGCACGAAGAGUCAACUUUCCCCAAGGACACCUCGUCCUCGAAGGACCCGAUCAAAUCCACCAAGUCAACCUCAGCGUCCACGAGAAUUCCCACGAAGUUAACGCCCCUGAAAAAAUUAGACAAAAUCGAGGGUGCCAGGAGGAAGGAUAGUCCGAGUCAGGAGAGGCAACAUUCGAGACUGGAAAAUCCUCUGGCGACCGACAGAGCCGCCAGGGAUUAUACCAACCUAAAGUUCCAAGAUCCUCGAUUCUACGAGUGCCCGAAGCUCUUGGAAACCAUGCAAUCGAUGUCCAUCGCCGCUGCAGCGGCGACCACCACGCCGGUGGACGAGCUGGAUCUGAAGGAGGUGUUGAAGAGAUCGGAAUCCCUCAGUCCUCGUCACGAGAAAGACUGGGAACAACUGUCCAGCAAGUUUAGCUCCGAGGAGAACAUCAUCGACAUCGAUAAGCUCAGUAUCACGGCGUUAGCCAAGUCGGAGAAGUCGGACAAGUUUGACAAGGAGAAGCAUCCAAGUCAGUUUGGCCAACAGAAGGAGCUUACGCUGAGCGGCGGGGGAACUAUGUUUCUAAAGAGCAACAGAAGCAGAGACACCACUCCCAGCCAAGAGGGUGCUAAACUCGAAGAUUUUCGGACCGUCGCUAUCUCCGACGAGAUCAUCAUCGUUGGCGGGGACAGGUUGAAAUCGAUCCUAAGAGAAAAACAACCGGAAGAUGACGACAGACCGGUGGACGAGGAGCGCAAAAGCGUUCGGUUCGACAUAGAGAAGGAAGUGGACAUCAAGUUCACUUACUCGGGGUCCGAGGAUGACUGGGAGUCCGAGUCCGAAGAGCAGAACGUGCGAAUAUCAGCGACGAUUCCAAGCAAAGUCGCCUCGAUCUUUUCCUCCCAGAGAUCGAGCUCGCAGAGCUUCGACGACGACAACAGGGAGGACUCCGAGAGCAAGCUCGACGAGGAUACUCGGAAGAGUUCAUCCUCGGACAAGGCCGAACCCGCGAAAAAGACAGGCAAAAUUGUGGGCAGGAGAUUCGUCGUUCAGAACGUCACCGAGAACGAGCAUCGCAACCAAAUGGCGAAGGACAGCGUGUCGAGGGAGAGCAGCCUGGAUUACGGAUUAUUCAACAACAAGUUUAACAAAGUGAAGAACAUCGACUUGGUCUCGAAGAGCGAAACGGACUGCAGCGCGGCCAGGAGCAGCGACUCGGACGAACUACGGAAAAACAAGUCGAGAACGGACAAACCGAAGAAGUCGUCGUUGCGUUUCUCCAAAGAUAGGCAAACGGACGACGACGACACCUCGGACUUCUCCAGAAUCAAUCAGGAGCUGGAGCUUAUGCGACGAAGAAACUCCGAAACGAUGAGCUUGAACGAAACGAGGACGAAGCUGAGCAAGGAGCAUCAGAAGGGCAUCGAGGCGCUGAAGAAAGAGUUUGACGAUAAGCUCGAGCACGCGAGGAUGGAACUGGAAGAGAACUUCCUGGAGCAGAAGAAGCUGCUGGAGAAAAGUCUGGACGACAGGCUGGAGAAACUGAAACGGGAAAUGGUCGAGAAGGAGGAACGAGAGAUCCAGAGGCUGAUCGCCGAAAUGGACGAGGCGAGGUUGGAGAACUUGAAGAAGGUGAGGGCCGAGCUGGAGGUCUGCUACGAGAAGGAGAGGCAGGAGAUAUUGUCGAACCUGAAGACGGAGCUCGACGAGAGGAAGCGGGAGCUGCUGGAACUGAGGAACCAGGAAAUGGGCGAAUUGGAGAACGAGUACGAGCGGGUGUUGGGGGAGGAGAAGCACGCGAAGUUGAGCGAGCUAGAGCUAACGAAAGAGCACACGGCGAGGGUCGACGCCUUGAAGAAGGAGUUGGAGAAGGAAUUCGACGAGUUGCGCGCCGAGCUGCGGGCACAGCAGAGGGAGAAAGUAACGAAGAUCACGGAAGAUCACGAGAAAUGUCUGGCAGAGAUUCUGCGUGAUUUUAGAAUCGAUGAGGGUCUCACCCGGAAGAUGUACAAGCAGCGUUUAGACGAGAUACGAGCGGACUUCACGCGGGACGCGGAGAAAGAGACGCGGAAACAGGCAGAGCGAGCAGCUCACCAAGAGAGCAUGGACGUCGAGAAGAUGCGGUCCGAGAAUCGACUGCUGCAAGACAAGUACACCGCUCUCAAGGAGAAGCACAAGAAGCUGAAGAACGAAGCCCGUUUGGUCGCUGAGAGGAGAAGCAGAAGGAAGGCGGGAUACACCACGGCCUCCGAGACCGAGAGGUCGACGUCCACCAGGACGAGAACCGAGGACAGGACCGAGUCGUCGGAACAAAAUACCCCGGUGAGGAACACGCGUUCGAGCUCGGCGACGACGAACGCCAAGGGUCACGAGGCUCAGGGUGCAAGCGAUCACACGGAAAGCCACCACGAACCGGAAGAGCCGAGCGCUCAGAAGGUCACUUCGGGGUUUCAGAAGACCGCGAUCGCGGCCCUCGCGAAAAGUGCAGCGCGAUUCGAGUCCGACGACACGACCACCGCCAGCGAGACGAACGCGAACAUGAUGAAGAAGAAGAAGAACUUCAGCAAGAGGACGACCAGCGCCGCUCGGGCCAGCGCCAGCGCGAACGCUGGGAACAAUAACAAUAACAAUCCUGAGAACCCGGUGGAGAACAUCAGGAAGCAGCUGGAGAAGCUGGAAGAUCUUGGCGAUCAGCUGCCCAGCAACGAAACGGCCUAUACAUUGCGUUAUCCUUUCCAAGACAAAGCACCGGCGAACGCCUCUUCGGAGCUGGAGUUUUUCCGGCACCGAAUUCACGUCGAGAGGGAUUCCGUGAGGAGGGCUCAGGAGGCGCUCAAACACCAGGAGAACGCUUUCCAGGGUCGGCAGAGGGCUUGGAAACAACGUAGCGCCAGGGCAACCCUCGAACAAUUGGUUCAGGAGGAACGCGAACUGUCAGACAUGGAGGUGAGUUUGCAUCGCACCAGGAGUCUUCUGGGUGAGAAAGUGAUUCACCUGAGACACCUAGAGCAGACCUUAGAGAGAGUGGCGAGCGCCAAGAGGAACGAGAACGAUGCGACUUGCACGAAGAAUGACGAAAUGACGCUGAGCGACAUGUCCAGCGCCAGCAGUGGUUUCAGCUCUACCGAUUUGGGGACGGAUACGUUCAUAGACAAACCGGAUCACUACCAGGAGUCGACGGAAAUCAUCGCAAGUCUGGAAAACCUAAACUCGGAAAUACGUGAGAUUUGGGGCGUUCUGAAUAAGCGGCAGGACAGCAACGUGCCGCCGCCGCCGACUUUGAUGUAUUCCUAUUUGCGAUGGCUACGUUUGCAUCAUCUGUCGGCGCAGCCGCACAACGUCCAAGGAACGUUCGGCACUCCGAAUAUCCAGUCGAACAUCCUGUCCCAGUUGACAGCCGCGCAACCGCCGACGACCACCACGCAAAACAUCAUCGCCCAGUACGGUCCUAACAGCGGUUUCACGACCAGCGUCGGGACCGUCGAGAAAACCUCCUCGAACCUGAUGGAGAGGACUUGGAAUCUGAGGGACUGGUUGCGUCAGGCUCGCGUGGAAAACACCGACCUGAUCGGUCCGGGUCAGGCGACCCUCUGAAGAGCAAACCGUUGUCUGUCGAAAAAUUCGUUUCCAACCGUGACUCGUUCGCGAAGCGAUCCUACCACGAAAGGAAUCGGUUCGUUGAAGGCUCUCUUCGAGAAGAGACCCGGCUGAGCUCGAAGCAAAAGGGUUCUUUCGCGCGACCGAUAGACCAUUGUACGUAGUUUUAUUCUGUACAUUCGUAGCGACACGUUUAUUUACGCGUUCCUUUAGCCAUCGUACAUUGACCGUGUCCACCCAGUAUCGUUUGGAAGCGAGUUUUUCGCCGUUCGUCGUUAGAAUAAGUCUGGUAACGUGCACUCGUUCCGACCGAGUCCGCUGCGUUGGUCUCGAACUUCGUCUCCGUUUGUUCCUAACGAGUUCAGUUCGUCCGUUCGCUGAAUCAACAAUCAAGACUGGAAACGCGCGCGUAGUCGUCGCCCCUAGCCCUGGGGCGUCGGGACGCGACGACGUCGGCGCGCAUAGGCGUUCCUUGAAACGUUCGCUGGAAGAGCAGCCUUCUCGACGAUGAAACGAAGGAACGUUUCGCGAGCUUAAUAUUCGCCCUCGAGUUUUCACAGUUGCAUCGAGCCGUACGCGUCCACGUUUAGCGUUUUUCGAACGAGAGGUAAAACGAAGGCUUAGGGGAAUGUGGCAAAAAGUUUGUAAAUUGACGUGGGAACGGGACGCGAUGAACCUUCGGACGCGACAGAGUUCUAAUUGUAAAUAAGAAUUUCUCGAUGUCCGUACGCGACUCGUUACGGUUCUCGCUGGUUCCUUUGCCCGACAGUCUGUUCAUCCUUUAUAUAUAUUUUCGAGAAACGAUUUUUUCCGCGAGUGUAACGAGAAUGUAAUUAUACCUCUAUAUUCUAUACACGUACUAAGUAACGUAUAACAUUUAUCGGACACUCGGAGCCGUUUCGCGUAAGUUAUGUCGCGUCUGCGGCGAAUACCGCAGACGAAACCGAUCGCGCGAUCUUCGAGGAUCGAUGAGUGGACGAUUGUAAUUCUCACGACUUACAGAACGCAUGUGAUAAUCCGAAUCAAAGUUAUUAAUAGAGGAGACUUAGCUUUUGUAUACUCAUUGUCGCGAGCCAUUGAGACACGUUUUACAAGCGCCCGGACAACGGACGGUACGAGACCGAUUUUUCGGCCACUUGUUCGGGACUCGAAGCUCGAGCGCGCGUCCGAGGCUCUGCCGCGUUCACCACGAUAUGUCUCUCGAAUGCCAAACUUUCAUAAUUAACGACAUUCUUAAUCGUACCGCGCGUACCACGAUAUUUACAGGGAAAGUAGACGGCCGGUGUAUGCCAAACGUCUCUGGUACGAUCGAAUCACCCCAGAGACGGCUAAUUACUCCACCGUACCAAUUACAGAUAAUUUUAGAAGUUCAAUCGAUCUUCGAUCCCGAUGCAUUUAGCCCGCAAUAAUCCUGAUCUCACUAGAUGUAUAGCAUAGAGCGGUCAGGGACUCCACCCUGUCAGACGCGAAAAUAUUAACUGAAUUUUUAACUGGUAACUAUACCCUAGAAAUCUCCCGGCGAUUUUACGAUAAAACCUUGUUUCCUCGUAGUUGUUAAGCAAACGGUUCCUUCUUUCUUGUUACUCUCCACGUUGAUACUUCGUACAACUUUGUUUCGUUUAGCGAUCGUCCUUACGUUGAUCAACGUAAUUACGAUAAUAUGUAUCGAUAGAACGUCGAGUCGAUAUUUGGAAUCGUAGAGUUCGACUCCGGAACGCCCUCGAUAAUCCCUACGAACGUUCCACAGUGUAGAGAUUUUACAUUAGCACCGUCCUUGCGAAUCGUACAAGUAUCUUCCUCGUGAACGAAUCUACCGUCGAUGUUUGUGCAUCGAGCGCUUCGAGCAUUGUGCAAUAGCCCGCGAGAGAAUGCGUUUUACAACUCGAUUCCGUUGUUUUGUUACGUCGAUUCGAUAUUAAGUUCCUCGCACAAUGAGUUAGAAAGAGGUUUCGUCGUGUCUCGGGUAAAAAAAUGGCCAUUCUUUAGCAUUUACGAGUCGUACCUUUCGUCCGAACUAGUUUUACUGCAAGCUGUGCAUCUUAAUUAUAAAAGAACAUUUUUAAAUAUGGGGAUGAUCCUGGUUCGGACGAGAACUGUGUUUACGUUACGUCGAUUAGGUUUUUAAGCAUCGUGUUUAAGUUUUGUUCACGGUAAGGUUUUAUUAUGCACCGUUUUAUUCGAACGUUUAGUUACUAUUUUGAAAGAGUAGUUUCUUUCAUCCGGGACACGGGACUUCGCGUUUCGUUGCGUUAUGGAAGAGAGGAUGACACAUUGUUUGUAAGGAUUAAGCGACACGACGAAAUAUAAUUUUAUUUAAGAAACUCGCGCGGCCAUCCUGGCGAUGGCCGGAAAUGCGAAACGUACGGCCAAACUUCAUUCGCUGGAGUUUAUUUAAAUAAACGAUACAUAGUUUGAGAGAAGUUGCAUGGAAAUUCAUUGCUUUUCUCUUUUCGUUCGUCGACGCGUACGCGUACAAUACAGGAGGCAUU
Molecule: messenger RNA, 6791 nt
Organism: Colletes gigas
Lineage: Eukaryota; Metazoa; Arthropoda; Insecta; Hymenoptera; Colletidae
Gene: Cep164
Product: centrosomal protein of 164 kDa
Exons: 11
Coding region: 355-4299 (1314 amino acids)
Molecular function (GO): protein binding
Source: RefSeq, a predicted model, not a curated record